Cetraspora pellucida is the source of this 219-nucleotide messenger RNA. The record is from the annotation of a GenBank genome assembly. Lineage: Eukaryota; Fungi; Glomeromycota; Glomeromycetes; Diversisporales; Gigasporaceae.
AAUGGCGUAGUAAAAAGCAAGAGCUUAUGCUUGCACAACCUCAUAUUAAGUGUUUAAAUAGUGGUCCACGGCCUGCUUAUCCCGAACUUGAAUUAGAACUUGCUACAUGGGUCAAAAAUUUACGUAAUAAUUUAAAGCCUGUUAGUCGUUUUAUGAUACAAGCAAAAGCAGCUGGUUUAGCUAGUUUACCACAAUAUGCAAAUCAGUUUCCUCAUAUUA